Coregonus clupeaformis (lake whitefish) is the source of this 1703-nucleotide messenger RNA. It is a transcript of the gene hmox2a, whose product is annotated as heme oxygenase 2a. NCBI's taxonomy places the organism in Eukaryota, Metazoa, Chordata, Actinopteri, Salmoniformes, Salmonidae. The record is from RefSeq and is a predicted model, not a curated record. Gene Ontology annotation, biological process: heme oxidation; response to oxidative stress; heme catabolic process. The coding region runs from base 1 to 1125 and encodes 374 amino acids. The transcript is spliced from 8 exons. Gene Ontology annotation, molecular function: heme binding; heme oxygenase (decyclizing) activity.
AUGUCUAAGGAGCUAACAACCAGCCAGACAGACAGACAGACAGACAGACAGACAGACGGACAGCUUACCAGCCAGACAGGUAGUCAGACGGACUGCCAACCAACAAGCCAGACGGACGGACAGCAUACCAGACAGAUAGCCAGACAGACAGACCAGCAAGAUGCCUGCAGAGAAUGUACCAGAACCGACAAAGACCAACGGUGUGACGAAUGGGGGGGGAUCAUCACUGAAGUAGAGGAUGAGGAGGACGAUCUCAGUCCAGAUGACCUGUCAGAGUUGCUAGCAGAGGGAACAAAGGAGUCCCACGACAGAGCAGAGAACUGCCAGUUUGUGAAAGACUUCCUCAGGGGACGCAUCCAAAGAGAACUGUUUAAGCGGGGCACAGCUGCCCUCUACUUUGUGUAUACUGCCAUGGAGGAGGAGAUAGAGAGGAACAGGGACCACCCCCAGUUUGCCCCCAUCUACUUCCCCACUGAGCUGCACCGACGUGAGGCUCUGGCCCAUGACCUGGAGUACUUCUAUGGAGAAGACUGGGAGAACCAGGUCACCUGCUCCCCGGGCACCCAGCCAUACGUAGACCGCAUCCACGAAGUGGGACGUGAAGACCCGGUCCUGCUGGUGGCCCACUCCUACACCCGCUACAUGGGUGACCUCUCUGGGGGUCAGAUCCUUAAGAAGGUGGCACAGCGGGCGCUGAAGCUGCCCUCUAGUGGCGAGGGGCUGCACUUCUACCAGUUUGAGGGCAUCCACAGCGCCAAGGCCUUUAAACAGCUGUACAGGAGCAGGAUGAACGAGCUGGAGAUGGACCAGGAGACCAAGGAGAGGAUCAUAGCCGAGUCUAACCUGGCCUUCAAGUUCAACAUGGAGGUGUUCACAGAGCUGGAGGAGGUAGGGAAGAACAUCAAGGAGGAGGUGUUGGACGCAGGGUUCCCAGGACAUGGUCAUGGGGACAUGGUCGGAGACGUUAACAAGUGCCCUUACUACGCUGCCAAAAUGGUGGCCAGUGGCAACACUAACUUUGCCUGUCAGUUAGCCAUGCUGCUGCUGAGGCAUCCUGCUGGUCAGAUGGUUCUGGCCAGCUGGGCGGCUGCUGUCGCCGGAUUGGCUGCCUGGUACCUCAUGUGAUCUAUCACGGACAGAUUCAGCCAAUCAUAUGUUUUAAAGGACGGAAGACUCAACAAGGAAAGGGUGGACUUUUGGAGGAGAAUGGCCAAGCUUUGUCUACAUUUAGGAACUUCUGCCCUCCCUCAAUCCUUUUCAUCCUUUGUUUCUCUCACUCCCUUCGUUGCUGUGUUGAUACCACCUGGUUGUUGUAGUAAUUAUGUUACUGUAACCUUGUGGGGUAUGAACCAGUCUUUUAUGAAUCUUUUCACUGCCUACUUGCAGAUUAUCUUAUUCAUAAUGUCCUCUUCAGUACUUAUCAUCUGCAUUAUUCUGCGUAUCAACUCUGAAAAGUUACAUUGUUCAAGUUUCAUUUAUGUCUGUAAGUGUGUAUUUAAACUAUACUGUACUUGCAGUACAGUGUAUUUUAGGCAUAUAUUUAUGCUGUAAAUGUUGCAAAGAUUUUAAUCUUGUAAUUAUGUAAUUUCAAUACCUGUCCACUGUAUGCAAUGCUGAUAAAAAAACAUGUUGACAAAUGUGUUUUAUCACGCUUUUGUAUUCCAAGAGAUGUAAUGGGAAUGUUGCCUAUGUCAAACUGUAGA